Molecule: messenger RNA, 819 nt
Organism: Prorocentrum cordatum
Lineage: Eukaryota; Dinophyceae; Prorocentrales; Prorocentraceae
Source: the annotation of a GenBank genome assembly
AUGUCCGCGCUGGACUUCGGCAAAGGUUUACCACAUGAUUGCUACAAGUUCGCGGUCAAGAUUGCCAGCAACGGAGCUCUUGAACAAUUGCCGCCGUUGCUGGUUCCGUCGUGCCGGUUCUACCGCAGGGUGGGGUACGACCGCUUCUUGUUCGCACAGCUUGAACAUAAGCGUGAUCGUGUGAUCGUCGUACCAUCGAGCCGAUGGUCAGAAUUUUUUAGCUGCUUGGAUGAGAGCAAUCAAAGGUUAAUACACGAUUUCCACAGUCAUGAUCUCUGUGCUUGUUCGGUACUUCUACGGCCUGGUUGGCUCGUAGAUCGUUGGCAGCUAGUUGGACGUCACCCACAGCCGAAACCCUUGCCAUAUUCCGUAGACUCGAACGCCAUACAUGUGCAUUUGAGUUUGAAAGGUUGUGACGCCCAUCCGUUCAAGCCUUUCAGGCUACUUGGACGACGGUACGAGCUCUUGACGUGCUGGAACCGCGGCGGGUCCAGCGAUUAUCGUCAAGGCGUUGGCAGCGCGAUCUCAGAUAUUGAGGCCGUGUUCUUCGCGACCAUUGGGAAGGAUCUAGAUGCCCCUAUCAAGGUGGGUGAAGUGCGUGAUUGGCAUUUCCCUCUGGAGCCGGCUUGCAGAGAGGGGGUCGCCUGGGCAAAGUACAAGGACAGGUUCAGGCUGGGCUUCAGCGGCACGCUCGCUGUCUGCGGCCUGCGGCCCGAGGAGGAGGCUCUCAUUGUGCCCGACAUGCAGUCGAAUGCUGGAGAGUGCCUGUCCGACGGCUGGGGCGAGGUUCGGGUCGGUAUACCGUUUCGUGCCCGCUGA